AUGUCAAAAGACUCCAGUGGGACUAACGUUGAUAAGAGUCUCUAUAGGAGCAUUAUUGGGAAUUUUCUUUAUUUGACUGCCAGAAAACCUGACACUGACUUUGUUGUUGAUGUAUGUGCUAGAUAUCAAUCCUCUUCUAAAACUAGCCAUUUAUUCAGUGCAAAGAGAAUCAUCAAAUAUAUAGAUGGGACUAGUAAUUAUGGCUUAUUGAACAUCCUUAAUACCAAUAACGCUCUAGUUGGCUACUGUGAAAUUGAUUGGGCAGGUAGCUUAGAGGAUAGAAAGAGUACAUCCGAAGGUUGCUUCUUCUUAUGGAACAACUUGAUUUUGUGGUUCAGCAAGAAACAAAAUGUGUUUCUCUGUCUACAGUUGAAGCGAAAUAUAUUGCAGCAAGAAGUAGCUGUACUCAAUUGA
Benincasa hispida (wax gourd) is the source of this 414-nucleotide messenger RNA. The record is from RefSeq and is a predicted model, not a curated record. Lineage: Eukaryota; Viridiplantae; Streptophyta; Magnoliopsida; Cucurbitales; Cucurbitaceae.